AUGGAGUCCGAUCCUGUAGGCAUUCUCAGAGACUGCCUACUGGAUCGGGCCCCUCAGAAAUUCAAUAGCAGUGUUAGUUCACUCCCUCAUCUGGAAGGCCAAACGAAGCACAAUUUCAUUGUAAAUGCCGCCAGACCUCAUCCACAAGACAGCAGCCUUCCUCACAUAGCAAAGAACCUGCAGAAUGUGCACCUAUUGCUUCAGGAAAACAGAUCUCGAGGCCAGACACAUUUUUCCCGAUUUAACCUUGCAGAAAACCUGCCUGAAGGUGCUACCAGAGUCCAGCCCAAUAGGCCGGAAAUAGAAGGAACCAACACCAGUCUCAAGUUGCCUCUGACAGCUCCAGAAGCCUUGAAAUAUUUUAGAAACCAGUUAACAGUUUAUGAGCAAGAAGAAAUUCUCAACUAUGCAGAGCUGUGGUUUCUUGGGCUGGAAGCUAAAAAGAUUGAAGGGUUACCUGAAACACAGAAUAAUAAUUGUUAUGAUGACGAACAUGGCACUUACAUAAAGGUCCUACAUGACCAUAUCGCAUACCGCUAUGAAGUGCUAGAGGUCAUUGGGAAAGGGUCGUUUGGACAAGUAGCAAAAUGUUUGGAUCAUAAAACCAAUGAACUAGUGGCAGUGAAAAUAAUAAGGAACAAGAAAAGAUUUCACAAUCAGGCUUUGGUAGAAGUGAAGAUUCUCGAUGCUCUUCGGAAGAGGGACAAAGACAAUACUCACAAUGUUGUCCAUAUGAAGGAAUGCUUUUACUUUCGCAAUCACUUCUGCAUUUCUUUUGAACUGCUAGGAAUAAAUUUGUAUCAGCUGAUCAAAAAGAACAAGUUCCAAGGUUUUAGUUUGUCUUUGAUUCGACGAUUCACUCAGUGUGUGCUGAGAUGUUUACAAAUGCUCUACCGGGAAAAAAUUAUCCACUGUGACUUGAAACCUGAGAACAUAUUGCUAUACCACAAAGGUCAAAAUUCAGUCAAAGUUAUUGACUUUGGAUCAAGCUGCUAUGAACACCAAAGAGUGUAUACGUAUGUUCAGAGCCGAUUUUAUCGCUCCCCCGAAGUGAUUCUUGGUCACCCGUAUGCUACUCCUAUUGAUAUGUGGAGCCUGGGAUGCAUCAUGGCUGAACUUUACACAGGCUAUCCCCUUUUUCCCGGAGAGAAUGAAGUAGAGCAACUUGCCUGCAUCAUGGAGAUAUUGGGUCUUCCGCCAGCUGAUUUUAUUCAGACUGCAUCAAGAAGACGAACAUUCUUUGAUUCCAGAGGUUUUCCUAGAACUAUAACAAACAGCAGGGGGAAAAAAAGACACCCAGACUCCAAAGAUCUAAGUAUGGUAUUAAAAACCCAUGAUGCUUCUUUCCUGGAUUUUCUGAGAGGCUGCCUAAUGCAAACGCAAAGGCAUAUCUUUGACCAGUGCUCCACUUGCUGCUCUUUUUCCAAAUGGACUGAGAAGGCUAGUGAUGCACCGCGCAUGCCUAAAGCUAUUUCAUCUGGAGGUCUCCAUGAAAGCCUUGUCAGAUACAGAGAAAGUUGUAACUAA
This is a messenger RNA of Trachemys scripta elegans, 1527 nucleotides long. RefSeq names its product dual specificity tyrosine phosphorylation regulated kinase 4 (gene DYRK4). The transcript is spliced from 12 exons. Gene Ontology annotation, cellular component: nucleus. Lineage: Eukaryota; Metazoa; Chordata; Testudines; Emydidae. Bases 1 to 1527 code for a protein of 508 amino acids. Gene Ontology annotation, molecular function: protein serine/threonine/tyrosine kinase activity; ATP binding; protein serine/threonine kinase activity. The record is from RefSeq and is a predicted model, not a curated record. Gene Ontology annotation, biological process: peptidyl-threonine phosphorylation; peptidyl-serine phosphorylation.